GAUCAUUCAUUCUGCUGGUGUUCGUUCCUCUGGUGUUCGUUCCUCCACUGUCUAUCUUUUUCUUCAUUCUAACGCGUUUGCUGAUGAAGCUAUUCAGAAGUCACCUGCCAGUCUGAAACGGCAAUACUAUCGAGACUCCUUGCCCAGUAGGUGCAAGCCAAACACAAUGAAUGAUAAACACCCUAGUGUUAGUACUGCGGGGGGAAUGGUUCUUUAAAUUCCACCGCCAAGCAAGCACUUGUAGCAAAUUUCAGAAUGUCUCAUUCGAUCUUUUUAUAUCUUGGCUCUUUCCCAAAUCAACAUAGCGGCGGAAGGAAAAAAAGGGAGGGUCUUCUUCAAUCACCUGCGUCCUUGUUUUGGACAAGCUUCUCUACCAAGUAUUAAUCGUCCAUUGUGUUGUUGUUAAUCGUGGCCUUUGUUAUCGACCGCCAAAUGAUGCAUUUGAUGUCGAAAGUCGGCUUUUGAAUAUUGAAUAUCGGAUAGCUAUCCAUAACAUCUUUCUCCAAACAUCUUCAUCAUGAUGCGCUUACAGGCUCGUCGUGUUGUGUUUGUCGCCAUCAUUUUCAGCGCGACAAUUGCAUACAUUCUGUACACCCAAGGUAAAUAUGUCACGUGGCCACGUCCUGGACCAAAUGAUUCAAUUGUCUAUGAAACGCAACCCAACCCAAAUUCCGAUCCAAAUGUGCCUGCAGACCCGAGUUCGUCGAUUCCAUUAUCGGAUUCGAAAGAGGGGGUCAAAACACCACCGACAGUUGAAGAGCCCUCGCUGAAGGAGAACGAAGACAAGAAGCCAGAUGAACAACGUCCAGCUGAAAAACAACCUGGUACUGGUUUAGAUCCCAAACCUCUUUCUGAUACAACCUCAACACCAGCACCGAUUAUUCCAGCGGUUACAUGUCCGUCUUAUGCUCAAAUUCAGCGGAAAAAACAAGAGCCAUUAUCUGAAGGUCAUAGGAAAUUUCCCUAUUCUCGCCCUUCGCAGGAAUGCCGGACAUUCAAUCUUCCUUCGUUAGAAAAGCUCAUUGAGCAAAUGAAAACGAUUAUCAAGGACCCUGAUCUCUUCCGACUUUUUGAGAACAGUUAUCCAAAUACGUUGGAUACUACAAUUAAAUGGCGAGGAUACGCAAACAAGAUCGAUCCCGUUACAAAAAACGAGACGGCGACAGAUGAAGAGCUCACAUUUGUUAUCACUGGCGAUAUUGAUGCUAUGUGGUUGAGGGAUUCUGCAUCUCAAAUUUAUUCCUAUCUCCCGUUACUCGAGGCUUCUGAUAAUCGAGAUUCUCUUGCAAGUCUGUGGCGUGGUCUUAUCAAUUUACACGCACGGUAUAUCAUCAUAUCACCAUACUGUCAUAGUUUCCAACCUCCGCCGGAAUCAGGGCUCCAACUUCAAACCAAUGGAGCGUUUCAUCAGAACCAUCCCAUGCCAGCUUAUAAUCCCGACAAAGUCUUCGACUGUAAGUGGGAACUCGAUUCCCUGGCCUCCUUCCUCCAAGUCUCAUCGGCAUAUUAUCAGCGCACAAACGAUUUAUCAUUCUUUCAAAAAUAUUCCUGGAUUGAUGCUGUCCAAGCAGCUGUAGAUGCCGCUGGUGCAAUGAGACUGGGAACUUAUUCCCCUGAAGGCAAAGUUCAAAAAUCCGCAUGGACAUUUACAGGUUGGACAAACCGCGGCAGCGAGACUUUGACAAACGACGGCUUGGGCAACCCUACCAAACAGAACGGAAUGGUAAGAAGUGCAUUCCGUCCUUCCGAUGAUGCAUGCAUAUAUCAGUUAUUGGUACCCGCAAACAUGAUGUGGGCUAAAUACCUGGAAGAGGCAUCUAUUAUUAUGGAACAAUUAUCCGGCGAAAAGGCCGCUAAACUUACCACGUCCAUGCGAGAGCAAGCACUCGGAAUAAGAAAAGCCAUAGAUCGUGAUGCCAUAACUCAUCAUUGGAAAUUCGGCGAUAUUUAUGCCUAUGAAAUCGACGGCUUCGGCGGCCAUAAUCUAAUGGAUGAUGCCAAUGUCCCUUCACUACUGGCUAUGCCUCUUUGGGACUACGAAAACUCCUCAUUUCCUCUUCCUGAACUAUUUGAAAGUGACGGAGAGCAAGGUGGUAAAAAAACCAAAAUUGAUCAUGCAAAGAUCUAUAAUAAUACCCGAAGUUUCGUCUUGAGUCAAGAGAAUCCCUACUUCAUGCAAGGGCCCUCCAUUGCCGCUGUAGGUGGUCCUCAUCUUGGUCCUGGCAAAAGUUGGCCCAUGGCAGCUAUUGUACGCGCCCUUACUGCCUUGGAAACAGCAUCAAGAUCGGGCAAGGGAAUAGAAGAUGUGGAAAAAGAAGUAAUAGAACAGGUAAUGAUGGUAUUAGACAGUACCGGGGGAACGGGUGUAAUCCAUGAGAGUGUCAAUUCAUGGAAUGCAAAUGAUUGGACAAGAGCUUGGUUUGGAUGGGCGAAUGGACUUUUUGGGGAAUUGAUCAUGCGAAUUUCCAGAGAGGAUCAAAAGGCCGGGAGAGGGGGUGGAGGGUUAUUGGGGAGAACCUGGCAGACAGAUGAAGGUAUUAAGGCUAGUAAUUGAGUUCUGGAAUCCGGAAUGUAAUAGAAAUUGUAAUGGAUGGAUGGCGUUUGGUGAAAUUGGCAUACGAGACUGUAUUUCUGGAUAUACUUCGUCGUAUAUCGAGGACUAGGUAGUUUUGGAUACAUUGGCGAACAGCUGGUUGGAUGAAAUAAUUGAGUAUUGCAUUGGAAACAUCUCUAUUGUUGCUACUGUGCCAACCACAUGAGAAGAAAGAGCUGAACCUAACCCCGCCCAGAUAAUAAAGGGGAUUUUUCACA
This is a messenger RNA of Botrytis cinerea B05.10, 2811 nucleotides long. RefSeq lists its product as hypothetical. Lineage: Eukaryota; Fungi; Ascomycota; Leotiomycetes; Helotiales; Sclerotiniaceae. Gene Ontology annotation, biological process: carbohydrate metabolic process. The record is from RefSeq and is a predicted model, not a curated record. Bases 518 to 2554 code for a protein of 678 amino acids. The transcript has a single exon.